Dufourea novaeangliae is the source of this 1992-nucleotide messenger RNA. It is a transcript of the gene cysu, whose product is annotated as chorion peroxidase. The record is from RefSeq and is a predicted model, not a curated record. Bases 16 to 1992 code for a protein of 658 amino acids. Gene Ontology annotation, molecular function: peroxidase activity; heme binding. Gene Ontology annotation, biological process: response to oxidative stress. Lineage: Eukaryota; Metazoa; Arthropoda; Insecta; Hymenoptera; Halictidae. The transcript has 13 exons.
CAACCCAAAACCAAAAUGUGGCGACCGGAGGAUCUGGCAACGGUCGGUGAACUCCUUUUGGAUAUCAGCUCGAACCUUGCUCAAACGUACGGACUGACACUGGAAGAGAUCGAGAAGAGCCUGCCCCUGAUCGAUACCUCCAAGACGCUGAUCCACGAGGUCUGUCCAGCUUACCUGAGCGACGUCGAAUGCCGCGCAGGAAAGUACCGACGUCACGACGGUCUCUGCACGAACCUGAAGAACCCGACCUGGGGCGCGACCUUAACACCUUUCCAGAGAAUAUUGACUCCUCGAUUCGCGGACGGUUUAACGGCGCCGAGAAUAUCAGUGACCGGUCAUGAUCUGCCUCUGUCGCGGAUCGUGUCGCGGACCAUGCAUCCCGACGAGGGCUACCACGAUCACGCGGGGACGGUUAUGGUGAUCGCCUGGGGACAGUUCAUGGACCACGACUACACGCUGACUGGAACCCCUCUAGAUCCCCUGAACCGAAACGAUCCCGAGGAAUGCUGCCAUCGGCCACCGCACCUGAAGAAUCCUUACUGCAACGAGAUUCACAUACCGGAAGACGAUUAUUUCUACAGGCUGUUCAACGUGAAGUGCAUGGAUUUCGUUCGCGCGUUCCCCGCCGUUCGACCUGGCUGCCGCCUUGGAUCACGUAUACCAUUUAAUCUUCUCACCGGAGUGCUGGAUGGGAACACUAUCUAUGGAAUCACGGAAACGUUUGGCAGGAAACUGCGUACUGGAUACGGAGGACUGUUACGUAUGAACCCGGUGUUCUCGGAGUACGGGCUGAAGGAUCUGUUGCCGCUCAAACUGGACAUUCCGGACGAGGGUUGCACCAGACCGAAUCGAUCGAUGUACUGCUUCGAAGCAGGUGAGAUAAGAGUGAACGAGCAAUUGGUGUUGACUUGUAUGCACACCUUAAUGGCGAGGGAGCAUAACAGGAUCGCGAAGAGUCUGAAUCAGAUCAAUCCGCACUGGGACGACGAGACGUUGUUCCAGGAAGCAAGAAGGAUCGUGAUCGCGGUGAUUCAGCACAUCACAUACAACGAAUUCUUGCCCAUUUUGCUUGGGAAGGACGUAAUGGAGAAAUUUGGACUGCUACUCGAGAGAAAUGGACACUGGGACGGCUACGAUGAUAGCGUGAAUCCAGCAGUGAUAGACGCGUUCGCGGCUGCAGCCUUCAGGUUUGGCCACUCGUUGCUGCCAACGGCGGUCGAAAGAUGGAGCAAAGCUCACAAAUUUAUAGCUUCCAAGAGACUGUCAGACUUGAUCAGAAGACCAUAUGAUUUGUAUCGAGCCGGUGUCUUCGACGAAUACAUUAUGGGACUGAUGAACCAAGUUGCUCAAGCUAUGGACGAUUCCAUCACGCAAGAAGUUACCAAUCACUUAUUCAAAAAAGCCGGAGCCAAGUUUGGACUGGAUUUGGUUUCCUUCAAUAUGCAACGUGGUCGUGAAUUUGGUAUACCAAGUUACAUGGAGUUCAGGAAAUUCUGUGGCCUUCCUUGGGCAGAUACGUUCGAGGAACUCUUCGGCUCCAUGCCAAACGAGACCAUCAGACGCUACAGCUCCAUAUUCGAACACCCGGCCGACGUCGAUCUCUGGUCGGGCGGUGUGUCCGAGAGGCCACUUCCGGGUAGCAUGCUCGGACCAACCUUCGCCUGUGUAAUUGCCACGCAAUUCAGCUAUUCGCGUCGCGGCGACCGAUUUUGGUAUGAGCUGCCGAACCAGCCGUCGUCCUUCACCAACGAACAACUGAACGAGAUUCGGAAAGUGAAGCUCGCCAGAGUGAUCUGCGACAAUACCGAUCUGAUCGACAGCAUACAGAUCUACCCAAUGGUCUUGCCCGAUCACGAAAUAAACCCCCGAGUUCCCUGUCGAAGCGGAAUCCUUCCAGGCAUGGAUCUGACCAAAUGGGCCGACUAUCCGACGUCGAAUCACGCGCAAUACGUGAGUAAUCCAGCGGGCCACUAUCAACCGUACGGAAAGUAA